This is a messenger RNA of Lagopus leucura (white-tailed ptarmigan), 5981 nucleotides long. It is a transcript of the gene NRP2, whose product is annotated as neuropilin 2. NCBI's taxonomy places the organism in Eukaryota, Metazoa, Chordata, Aves, Galliformes, Phasianidae. The transcript has 17 exons. Gene Ontology annotation, biological process: axon guidance; angiogenesis; vascular endothelial growth factor signaling pathway. The record is from RefSeq and is a predicted model, not a curated record. Gene Ontology annotation, cellular component: membrane. The coding region runs from base 110 to 2941 and encodes 943 amino acids. Gene Ontology annotation, molecular function: vascular endothelial growth factor receptor activity; semaphorin receptor activity.
GCCGGAGCCGCUCGCCCAUCGUCCGCCCACGCGGGGCUCCGGGGCAGGGAGAGCAAUCCGGCGCGCGGCCUCUCGGUGGGGUUUUGCGGUUAUUGGCUCCUCGCGAAAGAUGGAUACGUUUCUUCUGGUGUGGGGAUUUCUAGGGCUGAGCUUGCCCGGCUCCGGAGGCGCGGCGGAGACAGCUCAGCCGUGUGGGGGCCGCCUCAACUCCAAGGAUGCCGGGUACAUCACCUCCCCAGGCUACCCCAAUGACUACCCCUCCCACCAGAACUGCGAGUGGGUCAUCUAUGCUCCUGAGCCCAACCAGAAGAUUAUCCUCAACUUCAACCCUCACUUUGAAAUCGAGAAGCAUGAUUGCAAGUACGACUUCAUUGAGAUCCGAGAUGGAGACAACGAAGCAGCCGACCUGCUGGGCAAGCACUGCGGGAACAUUGCACCUCCUACCAUCAUCUCGUCAGGCUCCUCUCUCUACAUCAAGUUCACCUCAGACUAUGCGCGGCAAGGGGCCGGCUUCUCCCUGCGCUAUGAGAUCUACAAGACAGGCUCUGAGGACUGUUCCAGAAACUUCACUGCCUCGAAUGGCACUAUUGAGUCUCCGGGUUUCCCUGACAAAUAUCCACACAACCUGGACUGCGUCUUCACCAUCAUAGCCAAGCCAAAGACAGAAAUCCUCCUCCACUUUGUGCUCUUUGACCUCGAGCAUGACCCUCUGCAGGCAGGGGAGGGAGACUGCAAGUAUGACUGGCUGGACAUCUGGGACGGCAUCCCUCAAGUUGGCCCUUUGAUAGGCAGGUACUGUGGCACUAAGAUGCCAUCAGACAUCCGCUCGACCACCGGCGUGCUGUCACUCACCUUCCACACUGACCUGGCUGUGGCUAAAGAUGGUUUCUCUGCUCAGUACUACUUGAUCCAACAGGAAGUGCCUGAAAACUUCCAGUGCAAUGUGCCUCUGGGGAUGGAGUCUGGAAGGAUCUCCAACAUGCAGAUCAGUGCCUCCUCCACCUACUCAGAUGGGCGAUGGACGCCCCAGCAGAGCCGGCUCAACAGCGAUGACAACGGCUGGACCCCCAAUGUAGACAGCAACAAAGAGUACCUCCAGGUGGACCUCCACUUCCUGACUGUGCUCACAGCCAUUGCUACACAGGGUGCCAUCUCCAGAGAAACCCAGAACGGGUACUAUGUCCGUACUUACAAGCUGGAGGUCAGCACCAACGGGGAGGACUGGAUGAUGUACCGACAUGGUAAAAACCAUAAGACGUUUCAGGCCAAUGAGGAUGCCACAGAGGUGGUUCUCAACAAGAUCCACAGCCCAGUGCUCACACGCUUUGUGCGCAUCCGUCCCCAGAGCUGGCACAACGGCAUCGCCCUGAGGCUGGAGCUGUAUGGCUGCCGCAUCACCGAUUCACCCUGCUCCAACUUGCUGGGGAUGCUUUCUGGCCUCAUCCCUGACUCGCAGAUCUCAGCCUCUUCUAUCAGAGGCUAUGACUGGUCCCCCAGCAUGGCCCGCUUGGUGAGCAGCCGUUCAGGCUGGUUUCCACGCAUUCCCCAAGCCCAGCCUGGGGAGGAGUGGCUGCAAGUGGACCUGGGCGUCCCAAAGAACGUCAAAGGUGUCAUUAUCCAGGGGGCUCGCGGAGGGGACAGCGUGACCACCACCGAGUCCCGCUCCUUUGUGAAGAAGUUUAAGGUAGCCUACAGCAUGAAUGGAAAGGACUGGGAAUUCAUCCAGGACCCCAAAACGAUGCAGGCCAAGCUCUUUGAAGGCAACAUCCAUUACGAUAUCCCUGAAAUCCGGAGGUUUGACCCUGUUCCUGCCCAGUACGUCCGAGUGCACCCAGAAAGGUGGUCCCCAGCAGGAAUAGGAAUGCGUCUGGAAGUGCUGGGAUGUGACUGGACAGAUGUGAAGCCCACUGCAGAGACGCUGGUGCCCACUUUGAAGAGCGAAGAGACCACCACCCCAUACCCAACUGAUGAAGAGGCAACUGAGUGUGGUGAUAGCUGUGGAGAAGAGGAAGAUUUCCAUCUUCCUGCAAACUUCAACUGCAACUUUGAUCCCCCUGAAGACCUGUGUGGUUGGUCACAUGACUUGGCAGUGGGCUACACGUGGUCUUUUCAGUCUGCAAGCACCUGGAUGGGCAACUCUGAACCAAGUCCCGAGACUGUGCCUGAUGUCAAGAGCUACCUGCGGCUGCAGAGCAGCGGCAGGAGGGAAAGCCAGCGCGCCAGGCUCAUCAGCCCCACCAUCUACCUGCCCCGCAGCGCCAUCUGCAUGGUGUUCCAGUACCAGGUGUGGGGCAGCAGUGGAGUGAUGCUGCGGGUCUGGCGGGAGGCCAGCCAGGAGCGCAAGGCACUGUGGGUCAUCGCAGAGGACCAGGGCAAGGAGUGGAGGGAGGGCCGCAUCAUCCUUCCCAGCUAUGACAUGGAGUACCGGAUAGUGUUUGAGGGAUUUAUACGCAAUGGCCACGCAGGAGAGCUUGCCCUGGAUGACAUCCGGCUGGGCAACGACAUCCCACUGGAGUACUGCAUGGAACCCAUCACAGCUUUUCCAGGUGAGAACUUCUACUUUCCAGUGAACUUCCCAAGAAUGAAGGAUGAUUUCCUGAUCCCUGAGCAAGAUUUGGAAGACAGCGAUGAUACUGAUUACUUUGGAUCGGAUAAGAACGACACCCUGUUCUCUACUAACUCUCCAGGAAACUCGAAGCUGGACAAAGAAAAAAGCUGGCUCUACAGCCUGGAUCCCAUCCUGGUGACCAUCAUAGCGAUGAGCUCCCUCGGCGUCCUUCUCGGAGCCAUCUGUGCUGGUCUUCUGCUCUACUGCACGUGCUCGUACGCAGGGCUGUCCUCACGGAGCUCCACCACGCUGGAGAACUACAAUUUUGAGCUGUACGACGGUAUCAAGCACAAGGUCAAGAUGAACCACCAGAAGUGCUGCUCGGAAGCCUGAUGGGUGCCCUGUGGGACCACCCUUGGCGUUGUGCCCGGUGAGAUGGGCUGGCGGGGGGGUUACUUUAUUUGCUGUUUUCUGUGGGAACUGAAUGCCAUAACGGGAACCGAGCGGCAUGGGAGGAGUGAGGGGGGGGUGCUGCUCCCACUGUCAGCUCCUGCCGGAAGCUCCACCGGAACCGAGUGGGCAGCCCAGUGAACCGGACUGUGCUGGGUGAGGGGCAUUAAGACCCUUGUUUGUUGGUUCAUCUUCAUUGUCUGCUGAUGUGAUGUGGCAAGGGAGGCUGGUUUACCUUUUGGAUGUGAGAAACUAAUUGUCAGUUGUUAUUUUCCACUUCCUUUCUCUCGUGAGCUGCUGAGAAAGCUGAGGGCUUUCUUCAGCCCUAUCUUUAGGAAUGAUGCACGCACACAGCGAUCCUAUCCAUUUUAGACCCUGUCCAGUUGUUAUUUUGGCUAUAGGGAUUUGUGCACUUCAUAUAAAACCCAGGCAGCUGUGGUUUCCAGUCCUGCACGUGGAAGCCUGUUGUUACCUUUCGUUUUCCUUGUCCUGGCAGGGGGGAGAGAUGGGAUGCUGGGCUUGGUGUUUGUGGUAACAACAGCGCUUUCUAAGUCAUUAAGAAAUAAAAUAGAAAGGAACCCUAUGUGUAGAAGCACCUCUUCGAGAGAAGCUGAAGAGCCUUAAAGUGAUUUGUGAAUAAGAGCCAUUUAUUAAAUCCAAAUAUUGGAUUGAAACAGCUGAGGCCUUCAUCAGGAAGGCCUUUCUUUGAAUUUCCCACCCCUCUUGAUCCUGCCCUUUUUCUUCCCCCCCCUCCUUUUUUCUUUUUUUCCUUUUUUGCUGUAAUGAGAAAAUUGCAGCAACAAAAGACAGAGUCUGCCAGUUCCCUGCACUUGGGUAUUUGGAAGCCCCUUGGCCAGGGCCUGGAUGCAAGGCAUGGUGCUGAGAGCUCCCAGCCAAGCCCAGGAGGGAGGACAAAGUGUGAUGUAGGCCAGAGCUGUACCUGCUGCCCCGGGGAGCCUGGCUGCGUGCCCUCUGUUCCCCAGGGCUGCGGGGCGUGAGCUGGCACUGCCAGCACGUAGGGACCAAAUUGCUGCCAUCUUCUCAUCCCCUUCAGAGUGGCACCGUUCCUGGUCAGUAGCAAAAACCUGAAGUUUUAUUUCUGAGCUGUGUCUUGUCUUAGUUUAAACAAGUGCCUUAGAAGAAGUGUUUUUCCUCCAUCUGAUGAUCAGUGCUGUAUCAAACAAGUGAGGUCUUCAUCCUUCCCCACAAAACACUGUCCUGCACGGCUCGCCGCUGGGCACAGCCUGGUUGAACGUGCCCAAUGCUUUAAAGUGGUCUGGCUGCAUUGUCACCUCCCACACCACUGUGCCGUGGGAGAGGUGUGCUAGGAAAACAAGCUAAGGGAGCAAGAAGGUUCAGAUGCUGAGCCCCAAACCAAUGCCUUCAGUCCUGGUUUAGUACAGAUAGAUUGCCUGUGUUAGCUUGCACAUGCAUAAGGGAAAAAUUUCUCCGCACGCUGGGUUUGUUUGUUCAGGAGCUCUUUGGAAAUGUCCUGGUUUUACAUUUUGCCUGGUAUAAUGUUUUGGGCUGGGGAUGGAUUUUCUCGCAUUACCACAGAGCGCUGUAGGUGCAAUGUGGUGUGAAGCUCAGCUUGCACAGCCCCUGCAUGCACAUCCUACAGCAGGCCAGGUGUUCAGGGAGUCGAGCAGCAUCUGGAGUGGGGAGGAACACGGACAGUGCCACAGCUGCUCCUCGCUGCAGUGGGAAUAGAAACAUUUGUCCCUGUUUCAUGAAAAGCUCUGUCAGACAAGUUUUUAGGGGAAAAAAGGGAAGAAAGACUUGCCCACUGCUAGAAGUAUGCACAUGUUUCUGGUGCAGCAGAUGCAACAGCUGUAUCAGCCAGACAUCCACGUUUCAUACACGCACACACAGACACAUGCGGCCCUUCAUUUUUUCAAUUCAUGCUGUGUGCCCAACGGGAACAGCAGAACCCGUCUCAGAUUCUCCUCUCGAGUCACCUUAUUUCUUCUGGCUUUCUUCAUGUACAAGUUCCUCAAAGGUGUUGCUUUGCUAUACAAAAAGAACACGGGCAGUAGGAGGAAAUGUACCAGACCAUUUCAAAGCUGGACUGCUGCUGCUUGAUGGCUUUGUCCCCUUUGAAUCACAGGACAGGGGAAGGAUGAAUGGAAAAGGACCAUACAGUAGAAAAGUCAACUUAGGCAAACAAUAGGUGAAAAUAUAUAAUUAAAAAGAUAUCGUUAUGGUGUCUAGUAGGCGUACAGAGAGAGUUCGUAUAUACAUAUAUUCAGAAAUAGUGUGUUUGCACACGCACGUGGAUUCUCUGUAUGUAUUGUGUAUGUGACUUAUUCCGUGGGACUCGUGUUGCUGUGUCUCUUACCUGGGGCAGGAGAGCACUGCUGGCCCUGGCAGGCUGUGCUGGGACCACACGUGUGUGCUUGCAGGGCAGGAGCAGGCUGAUAAUGCUGCAAAGCCGAUACCUCACUUACCUCUGCUGGGUGCUUUACUGUUCUACUACAGAAAACUGUGUUUGAUUGUAACUUCAACAGGGAAAAAAUAAGGUCGUCAGUGCAUUCAACUCAUUGCAUCCUCCUCUGCAAAUAUAUUUGAUUUGCUGAUCACAAUUCCCUUUUGAAAUUCAGAAAAGGAAAAAAAAGAAAUUAGUGUUAAUGCCUUUGCUGAAAUGGGCCAUGACCUCCACACCUUUCUGAAGGCAAGGACGUGUUGCUAGCAGGCAGGCUGUAGUGCCAAGUGAUUUCAUUUCAUGGGAAGGUGCCGGGGCUGAGCAUGGGAAUUAAACCAUUAAGAAAUUGUAUGCAGGAAUGGAACUUCUCCAAGGUUUGCAGUUCAAGGUAUUUGACUGUUCACUGGCUGAGCCAGGACUUAUGGACUUAAAGAGCUUUUACUGUGAUUCUUCGGUGUAAAAAAAAGAAAAAAAAAAAAAAAAAAAAAAAGAAAAAAUCAAACUGUGUUUAUAUGAUUUGUAUAAAAACCUUUUAAAAUUACUAUUUAAUAAACAUUAUGG